AUGAUAAUUCCCUCCAACAUCAUUUGGUUUGAUGACGAUGAUUGGUUAGGCUUAGAACUCUCUUUCCCGGCCGGCUCCACCUGGAGACUCACAAAGAAGAUCAAGGAGAGCGAGGACAUAUACUCCCAAAGUGAUCAUGAAGACGAUGUAGCUAUCUCCGAGGCUCGUGCGGUUUUUGUUGCUUCCAGAGGGCCUGGGGCGGCUCCAACGACAGCAGUACUCAAGGUUCAUAUGCAGAUACCGUGGUGGGGAAGCGCCACCAAAAAGCCACUCAUUCGGGCGCAGCAGGCUGUCCCGGAGACCUCCACAAGGGGCACGAGGGAAGUCGAAGCACUGACCCUCUUAACGAAAGCAGGUUGCUCUAGUACCCCACAUCUGAUCGACUGGAUGAAGAGGCAGCAAACUCAGGAUGAAUGGGUUCCGGGUGGAUACAUUCAUUUUAUUGUGAUGGAGAAGGUACCGGGUGUUGAUGUCUCCCUAAACUUUGACACACUGGACCGGAAAGAACGAGAUGAACUGAGAGCCGCUUUCAAGACAUCAUUUCUGGAAUGUACUGCAUGCGGAAUAGUGAACCGUGACAGUGGAUCUCAGAAUCUUCGCUGGGACGCGGAAAGGCAAAAGUGUUACAUAAUUGACUGGGAGAUGCAUCACCCGUCAAGAAAAAGGGACGAAAUUUGGAGCGAUAAAAAAUUUAUCAGUUGGAACUUAGCGAGGGUAGGGGAAGAUGGUGACUACGAUGACAUGUCGACGUGGACUCUCUAG
Messenger RNA from Aspergillus luchuensis, 762 nucleotides. RefSeq lists its product as uncharacterized. Bases 1 to 762 code for a protein of 253 amino acids. The record is from RefSeq and is a predicted model, not a curated record. The transcript is spliced from 4 exons. NCBI's taxonomy places the organism in Eukaryota, Fungi, Ascomycota, Eurotiomycetes, Eurotiales, Aspergillaceae.